GACCGCUCUGUCAUGGCUGCCUUCUGCGGGGCGGAGGUCUGAUCUCUCCUUUGAGCCCGUAUAUCUGACCGUUCCCCCCGGACACAGCGCACAUCCAGCAUGCAGAAGAUCAAGUCUCUCAUGGCCCGACAGGGUCUGAAGAGUCCUCAGGAGAACAUGACUGACCUCAGCCCUGUGGAGAGCCUGAGGAUCCCCAGUCAGGAGGAGAUGCGAGAGCUCCGGGAGCAGCCUCUAGACCCAGCCGCAGAGCAGGAGAUCAUCGACAGCAUCGAGGAGGUCUAUUUUUCCUCUGACUCCUUCGACAUGGUCCAGUACGAGCUGGAGGUCUGUGUGUUUGAAAAGAAACUGCCCCCGGAGCUCAACCUGCAGGAGCUGGAGCAAUACAGGGACAAGCUGAAGAGGCAACAAGCCGCUGUUUCGAAGAAGGUGGCAGACCUGAUCCUGGAGAAGCAGCCGGCCUAUGUAAAGGAGCUGGAGAGGGUGACCGCUCUGCAGACCAACCUACAGCUGGCAGCAGUCAUCUGCACCAACGCCCGAAGGCAACUGGGCGGGGCUAAGGAGGGCUUCACUGAGGCCUGCCUGGGUCUGCUGGCCAAUCAGAGGAGGAGACAGCUACUGACCGGUCUACUCAAGUCCCUCAGGACCAUCAAGACUCUGCAAAGAACAGACGUGCGCCUCAGUGAGAUGCUAGAGGAGGAGGAUUAUCCAGGAGCCAUCCAGCUGUGUCUUGAGUGUCAGAAGGCCGCCAGCACCUUCAAACAUUACAGCUGCAUCAGUGAGUUGAACUCCAAACUACAGGACACGCUGGAGCAGAUAGAAGAGCAGUUGGACGUGGCCCUGUCAAAGACUUGUAAGCACUUUGAGGUGGUGCACUACACUAAAGUGCAAAGGGCGUACUCGCUGCUGGGCAAGACUCAGAUGGCUAUGGACCAGCUGCACAUGCACUUCACCCAGGCCAUCCACAACACAGUGUUCCAGGUGGUGCUGGGCUACGUGGAGCUGUGUGCUGGAAACGCUGACACCAAGUUCCAGAAGAUGCAGUACAAGGACCUGUGCACGCAUAUUACACUGGAUAGUUACAUUCCAUGUCUGACAGACCUCUGCAAGGCAUUGUGGGAAGUGAUGCUAAGCUACCACUGUACAAUGCAGUGGCACGAGGAGCAUGACAAGCAGGACAACACUCCAGGUGGCACGGCAGAGGAGUCGGAUGAGGGGGUGGACCGCUCGUAUGUGAAGAAGAAGCUGGAGCACGGGCUGACGCGGAUUUGGCAGGAUGUACAGCUGAAGGUCAAGCCCUUCAUCCUGGGAACAGACAUGUCCAGUUUUAAAUACGAUGACUUUAUAGUGGUCCUGGACAUCAUCAGCAGGCUCAUGCAGGUGGGUGAGCAGUUCUGUGACAGUAAAUCUGAGGUGCUGCAGGAGUCCAUCAAACGCCAGAGCGUCAACUACUUCAAACACUAUCACAGGGCUCGUCUGGAGGAGCUGAGGAUGUUCCUGGAAAAUGAGACAUGGGAAUUGUGUCCUGUCAAGUCAAACUUCAACAUCUCCCAACUGCACGAGUUCAAGUUCCUGGGUCAGUGCCGCUCUCCCUCCGUGUCCCCCAGCAAACAGGCCUCGUCUGGGGCUGUGCCGGGCCAGGAGCUCAGCCUGUUCCAGCUCUACCUCCAGGGAGGAAACCCCUUUGAGAUGCACAUGGAGCAGAAGGACGAGGAGAGCGAGGAUGUGCUAGCUUCUAACGGGUAUGAGUCAGACGAGCUGGAGAAGAGCGUGUACCAGGAGUAUGACAGUGACAGUGACGUCCCAGAGGAGCUGAAGCAGGACUACGUGGACGAGAAAACUGGAGAUGCCCCACUCAAGAGCAUCUCCCGGGAAACCAUCCGGAGCAAGAAGAAGUCUGACUACAACCUGAACAAAGCUAAUGUGCCCAUCCUGACCAACACCACGCUCAAUGUCAUCCGGCUGCUAGGGAAGUACAUGCAGAUGAUGAAUAUUCUGAAGCCCAUCGCGUUUGACGUCAUCCACUGUGUGUCCCAGCUCUUUGACUACUAUCUGUAUGCUGUCUACACCUUCUUCGGCUGCAAUGACACGUACGAGGCGUCAGGGCUUGGCCUGAUCAGUAGCAGACUGCGCAGCACAUUGAACCGGAUCCAGGAGAGUCUCAUUGAUAUGGAGAGCGCUGAGGGAGCAGUGGUCCAUGGGCCAUCAGAGGAGAGGAAGGAGAAGGUGCCCAGCCCUCACCUGAGCCAACUGGUGGACCUCAGCAACAGCAACGCCCUGUUCGGCCUGGCUCAGCGUGUGGUGGCCACAGAGUCUCUAGUGUUUCUGGCGGAGCAGUUUGAGGCGCUCCAGUCUCAUCUGGACUCCAUGAUGCCUCCAGCCAAGAAGCCCUUCCUGCAACAGUUCUACUCUCAGACGGUGUCCACGGCCAGUGAGCUGAGGAAGCCCAUAUACUGGAUAGUGGCAGCCAAGGCCAUUGACUAUGAGCAGAUGCUGCUGCUGAUGGCAGGAGUCAAGUGGGACAUCAGGGAGAUCAUGUCCCAGCACAAUGUCUAUGUGGAUGUGCUCCUCAAGGAGUUUGAGCAGUUCCAUCAGCGCCUGGCUGAUGUGUCCAGACAUGUGCGCAUCCCUCUGGCUGUGUCCAACGUCCUGUGGGAGCACUGCAUUCGGCUGGCCAACCGCACCCUGGUCGAAGGCUAUGCCAAUGUGAAGAAGUGCAGUAAUGAGGGGCGCGCGCUGAUGCAGUUGGACUUCCAGCAGUUUCUGAUGAAGCUGGAGAAGCUCACAGACCUGAGGCCCGUCCCUGACAAGGAGUUUGUGGAGACCUUCAUCAAAGCCUACUACCUGACCGAGGGUGACAUGGAGCAGUUCAUCAAGAACCACAGGGAGUACUCCAUGAAGCAGCUGGCUAACCUGGUGAACGUGUGCCUGGGCUCACACAUCAACAAGAAGGCCCGGCAGAAACUCCUCGCAGCCAUCGACGACAUCGACCGCCCUAAGAGAUAAAGAUCGAAGGAGAUGAGGGGGGAAAGAAGGAGGGACACUGAGGAACCUUCUCUGGACCUGCACACUCCCAAAGUCUUCUGCUCAUCUUCUCGUGGUCCUUCUGGGAUGUCCCUCUCUAGACUGUCCAAAAGAUUAAGUGGACUCACAUGGAGCCUAACUGGAGAGCAGCACCGGCAUCCCUGUAUGAGGACUCAUUUACCACACAUUUGAAUGGUCUCCAUGGCAACACUCCAAACAUGAGCAGAUCUGAAGAAUCGAGCCAUCCCAUAAUAAUACUGAACAAGGCUAUAGAGCUUGGGAUUUAUUACAUUUAAUACAUUAGCCACAACAAUAUAAAACAAUAUAAAUGUAAAAAGGUCACUGCUGGUAAAACAGUUACACCAGAGGGUCAACAUACUUUUGAAUGAAUAAAUGAGUGGAUCUAAAGUUACUUGUUAAUUAUUAUUAGCUUAUUAUUUGACCACUUUGGACCCCUGAAAACCAUUUGAAGUGAACCAGUUUUGUUUUCCAUGACAAGUAAAGUCACUGCAGGCUGAGGUUUUUUCUCCCCAGCUCUAAAGCUGUCGCCUCAUCAAAGGAGAAGGAUUCAGCUUGAGUCGAACUCAUCAGAAACAAACUUGCAGUUGGGGCUGCACAAUUUAAAAAAAAAAAAAAGUCUCUUUGAUUUCUCAAGUACGUAAUUUAAUUGUGAUUUUAUUUGCUGUUAAUGUUUUUGUAAUCAGGAUUCACAUUUUAAACCCAUCCAGAAUCGUCAACAUUUGAGAACUUGUUUGCAGGAGUCUAAAAUUCAACUACAGGGUUAGCAGCUGUUUUUCUUUUUACAUUAGGGAACAUUUUAUCAAAGCAACUGUAUGUAGGGUUAAGUCUUAGUUUUUUUCCUACAAUCACAAUUGCACCUGGGUUGCCAGAGCCUUAACGUGCAGAUAGAGGACACAGACAAGUUUUUGGCCAGUCUUCAUGUGAAAGUUCAGAAUCUCCAGAAUGCCCUCCCUGAGCUGCAGAGGCUGCACUAGCGCUGACUCAGGCUGGUGCAGGUGCUUGGGUUUAGGUAGAGACCAUUCAAAUCAGAGAGAGGACUUUUAGGUUUAAACACACUGGAUUUCAGCAUUGAACCUGGCAACCCAAUUGAGAGACUCAUGUGAGGCUCAUCCUGCUUUCUGAUUGGAGAAUCAUCUUGAAAACACCAAAUUCUAACAGUCCAAUGAGAUUCAUUUGGUCUUCCAAUAUUCUAUGUUAUUAGGUUCUUUUUUUCAGACCUAGAGUGUUAUUUCAUACCUGAC
Boleophthalmus pectinirostris (great blue-spotted mudskipper) is the source of this 4283-nucleotide messenger RNA. It is a transcript of the gene vps50, whose product is annotated as VPS50 EARP/GARPII complex subunit. The record is from RefSeq and is a predicted model, not a curated record. The coding region runs from base 100 to 3003 and encodes 967 amino acids. Gene Ontology annotation, cellular component: EARP complex. Gene Ontology annotation, molecular function: SNARE binding. NCBI's taxonomy places the organism in Eukaryota, Metazoa, Chordata, Actinopteri, Gobiiformes, Gobiidae. The transcript has 28 exons. Gene Ontology annotation, biological process: endocytic recycling; retrograde transport, endosome to Golgi.